AUGCCAGCGCCGUCCCCGAUUGAUGCGAGUGUUGGAGAGUCGUCUCAUCCUUCAAUUGACGACCAUCCAAUCUACCUCCAGAUGCUCCUGAUGCUCCUGAUGCUCCUGCUGCAGCCGUUCAAUCCAACUGCAGUGCCUCCCGUCCGCUCCUCCGCCCCGCGCUUGCCCGCUUCUCGUCUCUGGAAUCCCAUCAACUCCUCUCCUCGAAACGUCCAAGUACCCUUCCCGAGCGUCUCGAACAUCCCGAACGUCCCGAUCGCGCAUCCCGAGGUCGCCCACGACGCGCCUCCACGCUCCAAAGGUCGAGACGACUACCCUCUCCUUACGCUUCCCGAACAGCGUCGCAGUCGAGCAAGCCUCACCCAUUCCUCCCUUGUCGUCGAGCCGUCUGCCGGCGGUGGGAGUGGUAGGACAAGCAUAGCACUGCCGCCGGACAAGCGCAGUAGUCCGCCCUCCGCGCCGACCUCUCCGCUACAUCCACCACCAACAAUGUCCGGCGCAUUGGCUAAGGCCGCUGGCAUUGAGGAUCCUCCUCCGCGACCCGAACCCUCCAGCCAGCCGCACGACCUCGAAGCCGGCCUCCCCGUCCUCAAACCCUCUACCUCGCGCGCCUCACUACCUCUGCACCGGCAGCGGACAAAUUCCCAGCCCGCUUCCGUAAGCGGCAUCCCGCCCACCUCCGGCGCCGGCAUCGGCCCCGACCCAGGCGACGGCGACCCAGACGACGAAUACACCUGGGGCCCCUCGCACCCCUGCUUCCCACACCCAAACCCCCACGUCCCGCUCUCCUCGCCGCUCGCCGAAUCCACGCGCAUCAUCCGUGUAAAGCGCGACUGGAUGGUCGCCGGCGACCUGGCCCCCGCAUUCGUGAAUCUUUACCCCGAGGUGCUGGACCCCGUGCUCAGCGAAGAGGCGUUCCGGGAGAUAAUCGCGCAUGUGAACCGGGAGCUCGUGGACGCGUUCGAUCCGUGGGGGUGGCGGAACUGGGUCGAUGCUGUGCUGGGCGUUGCGACGUUGUGGGUGUGGGAAGAUCUGGGGCUUACGGGGGUCAGGAAGAAACUCAGAGCGUUGGAGGAGUGGAUUGAGCGGUGGAACAGGGAGGUAGGCGCCAAGGAGGGGGUUCGGAUCAUUGAGUUGAGGCGGACGGCGUAUAUGGAUCUCGACAUACAAAUCCCGGAUCCGCACAUCGAAACCGAUACCCGCGCUUCAAGACCUGCGACCAGCGACUCCACUCCUGCACCUGCAAUAGGCCUAGUACCGCCACCGCAGGGCCAUGGCGACUUCGGGCCUUAUCCCGUCGGUCAAAUACCCGACCCCAGCGCGUUACGGUCGAUUGGGAGUCAGCAUCUGCCGCCGGGCGUCGCCGUUGGCGGGCGAUAG
Molecule: messenger RNA, 1380 nt
Organism: Coniosporium apollinis CBS 100218
Lineage: Eukaryota; Fungi; Ascomycota; Dothideomycetes
Exons: 3
Coding region: 1-1380 (459 amino acids)
Biological process (GO): peptidyl-L-cysteine S-palmitoylation; protein targeting to membrane
Cellular component (GO): endoplasmic reticulum palmitoyltransferase complex; extrinsic component of endoplasmic reticulum membrane
Source: RefSeq, a predicted model, not a curated record